ACAGUGAGGCAGUGGGUGGUGCGUUUCAUUAGUGGUGACAGGGGGGCAUCUCCACUGGUGCAGGUUUUGAAAAGCACAGCAUGCAGUCUCUUAUUCAUUGCAGGCAAAAAAUGCGCAAUUAGUGGUGGUGACUGUGCUGAAAAAAUACAGUUUUGUAGCUGAGAAUUUGCACUAUUAACUAGUGUUAUUGUGCUCUUUCUUAUGUGUUGUAGUUUCCAUGGAUAUAGUUAGGAGGCAUUACUUUGGGAACAACUGAUGACUGUGCAGCCCAAGACAACUCCCCUUCUCUCUGCGCGGCCCAGGCAAGCCAGAAGGUCGGACACCCAAGUCAUAGGAGGAUCUUCCCGAGGCGUUGCUGUUGCUCGCGAUGCCCACGAGGUGGAGUGCACAGGAAGAAGCUUCUUGAUAUGAAUAACCAUCAAGCUGUAGCUACAGUCAGGGGUCUGUAUGAGAACAGGAAGAGCAGUGGCUCUAACUGCUGCAGAUCCCUAGCGGGGGAAGAUGGGGAUCUCACAGCAAGCUGGAUGGUGCAAGAAGCCUGUGUCACCCAUGAACACAAGAGCUGCCUUGGAAGUGGUCAGGAACACCCCAAGAACUAUUGUUCUGCUCACCAUUGCUGCAGUCACAGGAUCUACAGGAAAUAACAGAGUAUCAGCAGACCUGGGUCACAGCACUGUGAUGAUCUGCCCUAACACCACAAGUAUUUCUAUGGUAACAUGGAAAAUAAGCACCAAGACUGGAGGCCUCUGCACCUUGGCAUACAGGUUUGAUCAGAAAAAGACAGACAGAACGAACUGCAGUGACAGAAUGAACUGGAGAUCCAGACCAGACUGGGACAGGGCACUUAAGAUACAGCAAGUAGGAAUGGCUGAUGAGGGAAAUUACACCUGUGAAGUGGUAAAUGCGGAUGGGAAUUUCCACUCCCAUUAUCACCUGACUGUGCUAGCCUCCCCAAGAACGAACUUGUACUGCGAUGACCAUGGGAACCCUGUGUGCGAGGCAGAGACAGUGCAGCCAGCUGCUGAGAUCUCGUGGGUCCCAGAGAGCAACUCCACACCCAGAGCCGACAACCAUGAUAAUGGGACAGUGACUGUUCUCAGCAGGUUUGCAGCAUCUAGCACCAAUGGGAAGAAUCCUACCUGCAUUGUGUCCCACACAACUCUGAACGAGACCAAGUCCAUAACCUGCUCCCCAGUCCACAUUGCAUGGUUUCUUCACUGUGUCAUCAGCCUUGCUUGUCUGCUGGCCUCCUUUUUCCUUUUGGCUGUUCUCCGCCUCUGCAUAUUCCGUAAUGCCAGGUAUGUGCAAGACGUGACACACAAAACACAAAACCCCUCUGGUCACAGCUAGAGAAGUUUACAAGGGCUUCUGGUACUAUUUCACAUCAUGUGCAGUCAUCUCAAUCUGUCACAAGUGAGCCAGUUCAGCACAUGUUCAUGCAGGUUUAUCAGAGGUCUGUAACAUCACAGUUGCUCUUAGAAUCCAGUCGUUAGUGUUAGAGACCCACCUCCUGCUGCCAUACUUCUUCCAGCAGAAAAAAUACAAGACGAAUGGUCAGUUCAAUUCCAUCGAUCAGAUAGAGAAAACAGGAUUACCAGGCUAUGAAGAUUAAGUGACAGCAAAAUAUCUUUCUGAGGUUCUGACGUAUACAGACUUUUGGACAAUCUUGUCUUACUCAGACAAAGGUAAGGAAGGCAGGGGCAAUGCAGAUGUGCAGGAAGUAUUGCGCAAGAUCAGAAUCAGCCAGUAACUGUUCUAGAGUUCUGGCAGCAAUCUGGCAGCAUGGCCAAUUAUCAGAGUUAGCCUCUCUACCACAAUGUGCACCUGCUAUCCAGAGUUACAGUACAAACAAGUAAUGCAGAAACAGAGCUAAUGUAAUCUCACAUGAGAUUACAGAUAUAUAUAUAUACAGAUAUAGAGCUUAGUGUUUCUGAGAUUCCCCACCAAAAUAAAUAAAGAGGAAGAAUUCUGUUCUUACAUUCCUAGAGCCCCAAACUGCAUUUUCCAAAAAAUCCUACUCCUCACAUUUACAGUAGUAAUGUCUUGU
Molecule: messenger RNA, 2047 nt
Organism: Numida meleagris (helmeted guineafowl)
Lineage: Eukaryota; Metazoa; Chordata; Aves; Galliformes; Numididae
Product: cell surface glycoprotein CD200 receptor 1-B-like
Exons: 5
Coding region: 502-1350 (282 amino acids)
Biological process (GO): regulation of neuroinflammatory response
Cellular component (GO): external side of plasma membrane
Molecular function (GO): signaling receptor activity
Source: RefSeq, a predicted model, not a curated record